Dermacentor andersoni is the source of this 669-nucleotide messenger RNA. RefSeq lists its product as uncharacterized. The record is from RefSeq and is a predicted model, not a curated record. NCBI's taxonomy places the organism in Eukaryota, Metazoa, Arthropoda, Arachnida, Ixodida, Ixodidae.
AUGGCUCAGCGAAGCGCUAGCGACGAAGCAAGACUUGAGGUCGCUCUGAUGCUUGUCGCUCUCGGAUCCCUUGAAGAUGAGAUAAACGCCGCAAAGGCGAAAGUAGAAACCAUCAAACGUCGACUCAUCAUGAACAGCUUCAUGUUGACAGCGUCGGCACUGUCCCUUCGAGCCGCCAACCGCGAAAGGUGGACCUACGUGCGCAACGAACGAUGGUUUGAAGACACAGUGCCCUGCCUUGGUGACGGCCACUUUAAGCAAAGUUUUCGAGUGAGCCCAGCCACCUUCCGUUAUCUUGUGGACUGUCUGCGUCCUUCGCUGGAGAGGGUUACAACGAAUAUGCGCGAGUGCAUUGCGGUGGAAAAAGUGGUGGCCAUCGGCUUAUUCAAACUGUGCUCCGUGGCAGAGGACCGAGUCGUGGCCACUGUCUUUGGCGUCGGACAAUCAACGGUGAAUGGCAUUUAUCGAGAGUUUUGCGAAGCCGUCAUUUCCGUCUUGGAAAAGGACUGGCUCAAGAUGCUGCGUCCAGCGGACAUGGACGAACACAUUCGCGAAUUCAUGGCCGUCUGUGACUUUCCCCAAGCCGUAGGAGCCCUCGACGGCUGCCACUUUCCCGUGUCGCCGCCGGAAGAACAUGCCACUGACUAUUAUAACUAUAAGGGAUGGUAA